UCUCUUCCCCUACAGAUUACAGAAGGCUUCUCUUGCGGCGGAUUUAUAUAUAUAUAUAUAGAGAGAGAGAGAGAGAGAGAGAGAGAGAUGGUCAAAAUCUUGUAUUGAGCUCUAUAGUGGUAUUCAAAGGGAUUCUCAGAAUUUACAAUGGCCAAGCGUGAGCUAUCCAACACUUUAAAGAACUUGAAGUUCAUGCAAAGGGCAGUUCAGAGAGAAGAGAAAAGUAAGAAGGAAGAAGAGGUCAUACCUGAUGGGAACUUCCCAUCUUCUGGUACCCUAAACAAAUGCAAAGUGAUUGUGGAAGGUGAUCCCCAUCCAGGGGCAAUAAAAGGUCGGAUGUCAUUUCAAAGUUUUAACCCUUCUAUUGAUAAAUUGAAUGAAGAAGCAAGAAACCUUUGUCAACCAGAAGCCUCUACCACAUGUUCUGGCAAUCAAAAUGGAAGAACGUCUGAUAGUCUCUCUUUUAAUUAUUACAGAGAAGACGAUGCCAACGGAGAACUGAAAAGGAAGCAAGCUGAAGUAGUUUCUGAAACACAGUAUCCAAAUAAAUCGCAGAAAAAUGUUCAAGUUGAUCAAGAAUCAUCGCCAAAUGAUAGUAGAAGUUCUCACAAGCAACCAAAGCGUGAAAAGCUGGAUUGGAGUGUUCUAAGACCUCCAAAAGGUCAAAAGAAAGGAGACUGAGUACUAUCAGGUGAUUACUUUUAGAGUCAUGUGAAUUUAAUUUCUAUAUGUUUUCAAGAUUCUAAGAAUAGCUGUAACUUGUAACCUUCUUGUAAGCACAUCAUUAUCAUUCAAUUAGUUUUCCGUAGUUAUGAUUCUUGAAUUAUUUUAUUUUAAGGGUUAAAUUGUUUUCCCAUUGUCUUAUUCACGAUCCUACCAAUCCUUGGAUGCUACUCUUUUCUGAGCUCCAUCUUUGCAAUCCCUCUGGUAGUCUGUUUAGUGUUUGAUGCUAGGUCACUAUAAUUUUGACAAUGCAAUUGUAGUUUUGUAAUUGAUGCAGAAGUAAUGCAGUGGUGUUAUUUUAUUACAUAUUGGUGAUCAAAACCAAUGAAUCAUUUGGUGUUGAAUCAAGCAUUGAAAAAGGAAACUAUUGGUAAUAGUAAAUAAUGUAUUGUUUCACAGCAUGGGUUUGUAGUGUUUCUUAAAACUAGAAAUACACUUUUAUUCUAUGUCAAACAUAUUUGAACAUAUGGGUGCUUGUGUGUGCUGACAUGCAUUCUAGUUGUUUGGUUGGUCUAAAAUUUUAGAUCCCCAAGCAGAAGAAGCUGGAUCCAUUUCAAAUGUUAUUUGUCACUAUCUGUUUCGAUUCUUUCAGACGACAGAGAUAACAUUCUUGUAAGUGAUAUGUCAAUCAUCAUAUAGCAAGCGACAAGUUGCUUUAAUUUUAUAUAUUUGUUAUAUGUCAAAUAUAUGAAUAUAUUAUUCGAAGAGAAUAAAAAAAAUAUACAACAUAACACGAAUUCUUAGAUCUACAUUGUUUUUUUUUUCUUCUUAUUUUUAAUUUUUAAUUUUUUUUUUGUUUUUAUUUUUGUCUCCUAGGUUAUUUUUUCCAAACUUACAAUUAGUUUUUAUGUGUAUAUGCAAUCGAUUUGUGUCACACAAGUUGUAGAAGGGUGUCUGGUUCUAAAACAAUUUAAAAAAUAAUAUGAUACGUUUGGAAGAGUGUCUGACAUGUGUUGAGAAUUGUCCAACACCUUUGUUUCAGCAAAAUGUAAGCACCUCCAAUUAAUACUACAAAAAUAUUAAAAUGCAUAAGUUAAAUCAACAUAAAAAUAUCUGCAUUUAGCCGCUAGGCAUACCCAUUUGAUCCAAUGUUUGGAUUUUUCUCACACUGGUUUCCAACAGGAAAGAGCAUAGAUUGCUCGGCCCUUCAAUCCCUGUAGCAAAUCAGUGGCUGUCCUCGUACACCACAAAAUCUUCGUGGUUACCCAACUGUAACUUUGUCUUCACUUUCUUCAUUAUCUCCUGGUCUAAUGGAAGCUGUCUGAGCCCCUCUUUGAGGUUCCUGAUUUGCCACUUCUCGUAUGUAUCUGGCCUUUGGGGUUCCAACUCUCUUGAUAUUCACGGGGUACAUUCGUGUCGAACAUAUUGAACAAUGUUGAGAAAUGGAAGAGUGCUUUCCAGAAUCGUGUGUUGAAGAACGGAGAAUUGUAAGCUCCAUUAGCAAUACCAUAGUUGAAAUAUCAAGAUUAAUUGCAUUGAUCAAGUUCAGAACAGCAUCUACUGGCCUGCUUGCGACUAGUGUCAUCAAAUAUGUUUCUUUAGCUGGUAUGAAGCAUCCACAACAAGCACUUCAUCUUUGUCCAUCUUUAGAUCAGCAGUGCCAAAGGAUAAAUCAGAAUGCAAAGGGGACUCAGAUGGGUGGGCAAGAAGCGGAGUUUGUGUAAGAGUAUUCAUAAUUGUCUUGAUCUCAUAGAGAGACUUGAUUGGAUGAAUGGGAAUGACUUCCAUUGAGGACAUGAUAGAAUGAUAUUUCAGCAGCUCGGACAGGCAAACAGUGGCGGAACAUGCAGUUUUUAACUUAUACAUCCUUUUCCAUAACCAUUUGGUUUCUGUGUUUCAGGACACCGUCGCCUUUCUCUGAAGGAUGACGGUUGAAGCUAAUGCAAGAGGGUCUGGAGCAGCUGAAAGGUAAGGAGGAUCCAUAAACUUGUGAGAUAGAAAAUCAUUGAAUGAGUUUGAAUUCUUCUAGUAGACAUACAGAGCAAAAUUAGCUAGUCUUGAUUUUUUUAGUUAUGUUGUGACAGCUAGAAUUCCUUGAGAUGGAUAUCUGCAAAUGCUAGUUAUUAGUAAUUCUUCAAAAUACAAACAUGUUUGAAAAACCGAGCUUACUGUUAAUGUAAUGAUAAUUCUCUAUAAAUAAAGUUAAAAGGCAUGUAUACAUGCUUGUGUUUGCAUAUA
Camellia sinensis is the source of this 2901-nucleotide messenger RNA. RefSeq names its product scarecrow-like transcription factor 11 (SCL11). The record is from RefSeq and is a predicted model, not a curated record. Gene Ontology annotation, biological process: maturation of 5.8S rRNA. NCBI's taxonomy places the organism in Eukaryota, Viridiplantae, Streptophyta, Magnoliopsida, Ericales, Theaceae.